GGAAGUACGGGACGCCGCGGAGCUCCGCUGCGGGACUAAAAACGUGUUAAAAUCAGCAGAUUAAGAUUAAAAUCACGCUGGAUGGAUUUAUUUACUCACCCGACUCAGAAGUGAUCGUUAAAGCCGAGAAUCAGGAGCAGAAAACCAACGAGACGGCGCUGCUAAAGCUAAAGCUAAGUGUUAGCCUAGCAUCUCUGAACGGAGAUAAAACUGGAAACUGCUGUCAAAUACCGGAUCUAAAACUGUCAGAUACCGGAUCUAAAACUGUAAAGAACGACCUCUUAAGAAGAAAUAGUGUAAGAAAUACGACCUCUUACGCCGUAUCGGGACAAUCAGACAGUGGGAAUAGUGUUACCUUCAUGUGAAGCGACUUUCCUUUGUGACCGUCUGGACCGAGACCACCAAAAGACCCUGAUCCAAACAUGUCCAACACGGUCCUGGAUGUCGGUACCGGGGUCUUCAUCAUAGCCCUGGUCUGGAUCGGAGCUCUGCUGUUCGGGAUGUUUCUGCUGAAAGCGUCCGGAUCUGCAAAGUUAGGAAUCAUCCCCGUCUUCCUGCUGGCGCUGUGCGUCACGCUGCUGCUGGUGUUCUUCCCCCGCAGCGAGGAGGCCCCGCCCCCUUACCAGGAGACCCGGAUUGUGGACCAGCUCUUCAUCACCCGCUACGUGCUCCUGGCUGUGACCGCCGCCGUCCUCCUGGGCGCCUUCUUCCUGCUGCUCCCCUUCCACCUCAUGGAUCCGGUUUAUGCCAAACCUCUGAGGACGUAGCAGAGCCGUGGGGGGUCCCGGUUCCUCUAAACCACCAGGACUCUGCCAGGACCCAUUUAGAAGUCUGUCAGGACCCUGAACCAGAUAUUUCCAACUCUUUUUCAGCUCAUUGUGAUUUAUUUUUGUACUGCUGUGUGUCUGAUGCUAAUACAGAUUGACUCUCCUGAUCCGGAACGCGUCUUCUUCCUGUUUCCUGCAUGAACACAUUCUCUAGGAUUAAUUCAGGAUUUUAGCUGUUUCUGAAUCUAACUCUGAUCUUCUAAUGCCUGGCAGCCAGUGGUUCUCAAACAGGAAGCAGUUUUUUAACUUCCUGCCUCUUUGAUUUCCUGAGGAUGGAUUAAAACUCUGCCACCUGCUGGCCGCACACAGGAAGCACCGUUACCUGUCUGAUCAGAGGCGGCUGGUGAAUAAAGACUGUCACUGUCGUCCUGUCGUGAACGUUCUGGUUCACGAAUCCUGCUGCAUGUCUGUUUGUGCAAGAUGCUCCUCAAUAUGUAGAAAUACUGAUGAAACUCUGCCUUAACCUGGAGGAUGCUGGAGCAGAGGUUUCAAAAUGAAAGCAUGAAAGAAAUCACGACGUGAAGAGCUGAAUGACUACUGACCGGUCGCCUUCAUGUCAGACGAGAUGGAGACCACAGGUCCGCCGUGUCCUCCACCCCUGCAGUUCAGACCAGGAGAAGACGCCACCGACUACAGACCACGUCCAUCUCUCUCCGACCAUUUACCUUAAAGUCUGUCUAAUCUCUUUUUAUUUUCAGUUUGAUUCUGUUCUAUUGUGUGUUGAUUUAACUGGAACUUUGGAUUUUUCUAUCCAGAACCAACAUUUUUAGUGAUUUUAAAGGUGAAAAAGGCUUUGUGUCUUAAAAAUGUCUGGUCCAGGAUCACUUUUCUGUCUCCAUGGUCACAUGAUCCAGUUCUGGCCUGAAAACAGGUUUCUGCUCUGAAUUAGCUGAUUAAUAGAUCGUUUUCCCACUAGUGUCAAAGUGGAAACUAGUCUGUUUAAAACAAAUAGGCCGACUUUCUGCAUAACUUAUUUAUGUUGAUCAAUCGAGGUCUUUGUUUAAACUUAGUAUUUUUAAAAGAAAAUACAUUUUUGAAAAAAUAUUUUUGACUUCAAUGCUGAUGUAUUUGUGUGAAGAUACUAACUUGAAUUUUUAUAGUUGAUUUCACAGAAUCAAUA
Salarias fasciatus (jewelled blenny) is the source of this 1947-nucleotide messenger RNA. It is a transcript of the gene tmem218, whose product is annotated as transmembrane protein 218. Lineage: Eukaryota; Metazoa; Chordata; Actinopteri; Blenniiformes; Blenniidae. Bases 423 to 767 code for a protein of 114 amino acids. The record is from RefSeq and is a predicted model, not a curated record. The transcript is spliced from 3 exons.